Messenger RNA from Pseudophryne corroboree (corroboree frog), 4728 nucleotides. It is a transcript of the gene CCDC141, whose product is annotated as coiled-coil domain containing 141. The coding region runs from base 277 to 4722 and encodes 1481 amino acids. The record is from RefSeq and is a predicted model, not a curated record. The transcript has 23 exons. Lineage: Eukaryota; Metazoa; Chordata; Amphibia; Anura; Myobatrachidae.
UCUGAUAAUAGUACAAGUGCCCAGGCAGGCCUGUGCUAUGAAGUUAGGGGUGUGUCGGCUCCCAAGCUGGAGGAUGAUAAACUCAAUGGGACUAUCUAUUUUUAACCUCCUGUUCUUUCCUUCUGCUAGUGUAAUCAGGGCUGGCUGAGCUGUCUCCUCAAUGAUUUCAAAAAUUCCUGACCAGACUUUUACAGCCGAUAAGUGCAGAGGACGACUCUUAUAACUUGAAAUACAUAUUCAAUACAUUGUUUUGUAUACUUGAUCUGUGGGACAAUCAUGUCUGAUGACAGGACAUCUGCUGGACACCAGUCAACGACCACAGUGAGUUCUGUCGCUAUCCAAGCUGGAGAUUCUAGGAUCGUCAUUGCUAUUCUCAAGUGUGGGGAGCUGGUCCAGCUGCAGUUAGCAGAAUCCAUACCAAAUUUAAUAGAGGUUCCAAGUUGUCAAGACGAAGCCAAGAAACUGGUCCAGGACCAUGAUGCCCUUCUCUACAAGCUCAAGUCUUUGGAAGAUCAUGUAUGGGAUUUGCUAUGCCAAGCAGACGAGACAGCAGAGCAAAACAAAGAUCAAAGCCAGUUGUAUGAUGCCAUGGCAUUGAGCCUAAAGGAAGCAUGGAGCGCCCUGAUUAUAGUGCUGGAAAGGAGGAGAGACCUAUUGCACAUGGCCGCUGCUUUCUUUGAUAAUGCAAUACAGUUUGCUGAUGCAAUUGAUAAUGCAGAGUCCUUUCUUCAAAACACACCAGACACUGCGGAGUCUAUUACAGAAUGUCUUCAACAGCUCCAAGAACAUACAAAGGCUCUCCUAGAGCGAUCGCUGUCCUUGCUUUAUAAAAGCCAGGAACUGACUGAAUUCAUACAACAAUUCAAGUCUCUCCAGCCAGUUGCAAGCUCUGAAAUGAUGAGGGGAGCUCACAGCAGCUGCUCCCAAAUUGAGGACCUUCUGGAAUUGCUGCAAGACAAGAGGCGGCAGCUGGACAAGCAGAUGAGGCAACACCGCCAAAGGUUGGAGCAGGUCUUACAAGUCAGUCAGUGGCUCCAGCAGGAAGACAAGGUUACAUGUUGGCUGAGAGAACAUAUAGAUUUAUAUUUGACCGAUGUCCAGCUAGGUGCAUCACUCACAGAAAACGAGGAGCUACUUCACAAACACAAACAACUGAUACUUAAUGCUAAGGAUUGGAAUUUAGCCAUUGCAAAGCUGAAAACAGAAGCUCAACAAUUAGCUGCAGUGAGGGACUGUGCACAUAGAGAGGAGCUAAACCACUCCAAUCAAACCUUGAACUCUCUCCAUGCUGAGUUCUGGCAACUGAUGGACCGGAGACAAGUGAUUUUACAGGAGGCCAAUGAUUUUUUCAAAUGUGUAAACAAGGCUUUUGACAAGCUGGGAGGCAUCGAGACUUACCUGAGACACCUUAAGAUGCACAAUCUAAGUUUGCCUGAAUUGUCAGCCAAGCAAAAGGAAGUGGAAGCAGAGAUUGGAAAGUGUACUUCUGAUGCCUUCCACAAGGGGCAGACUCUCGUCAAGAAAUCUCCUUUCAGCCCUGGGAUGACUGGAAUUCAGGAAAUGAUUGGCUACCUUCAGAAAAGAGUAGAUCAACUAACCUGCCACAGCCCUGCAUCUACGGAAAAUUCUCUCAAGCAACAGGAGAUAGUGGCGUCACUAGAGGAUCGUCUUAAAGAGGUAUCAGCAUGGAUCAACAACAUAAACUCAGGUCUUAACUGGUGCAGUGACCCAGGCUUGAGUAUCGGUGAAUGUGAGGACGUGCUCAAUAAACUUGGCGAACUGGCAAAGCAAACAAAGGAGGCAUCCAAAUGUAUGGAGUCCGCUGCUCAACUGCUAAGAGAGGUGACGCAGACAGCGCCAUUAGGUGACGAAGUAUUUACCAGCAACUCACGACUUCUAGAUGAUAAGCUGAGAGUUCUGGAUCAAAGAAUCGAUGAGAAAUUGGAGGUUAUAAAUGUGUACAUUGCAUUUCUAAAGUCUUCAAAAGAGCUGGAUUCUCACAUCCAAAACCUGAAGGCGGUGUAUGCACCUAAUCCAGAGGAAGUAUCGGUGUCCCAGCUGGAAUCGGUAGAAAGCCGGAUACAGUCUGUGCUGGAUGAGCUUUUCUCAGUCCAAGAUAUGGGGCAAAAUUGUUUGAAUAUUAUAAAAAUGAUGAAAAAGAACACCAUUCUGAAGGACAAACACAUGCAGAAAGUGGAGGAUACAAUGGCUAAUCUGAAUAAGGAAAAGGCUGAGAUCACAAAACUAUGGGCGGCCUGGCGACAGCAUGUCAAUCAAGUACAUUCUUCCACACAGCAAUGGAGAACAAUUAGAGAUCAGCUAAGAUUGGCUGCUAGCAGAUUCCAAGAGCUGGAGAAAGAUCUACAACCUCUAUCUGCAAUGAGCCUUGGAAAUGAUGACGCCCAGAAUAUUUCAAUUGCACAAGAGAAUCUGCAUAAUAUUAAAGCAAAAUUUCAGAAACUAAAUGAUGAAAUGGAACAUGCUGUGAAGAUUUCUGAACUCAUUGCCCGGGAAGGAACACAAGCAAAUGAAAAAACAGUAAAAAUGAACUAUGACCUGGCUGAGAAUCGGCAAAGGCUGAAGGACAGUAUCACGGAGUAUGAAGAAGUUUUAUGCAAACUUGUAGAGUUUUAUAAGAUGAAGACUGAACUGAAUAUUCUUAAAACAGAACUGGACCCUCCGACACCAGCACCUGCUAUGAGUGAGGUCCAUUCGGUGAGAAGUCUAGAGCAGCAAGCACACAUCCAGAGUCUGUAUAAAAUCAUUCUCAACUUGGGAGCACAGAUCAUAUCCACAGCACAGCAUUCUAAACACAUUACUGUACCCCUGAAUGACCUUCAGCUGCAGCUACAGGACCUAGAACAUGAGCGUGUUGUCUGGAAUUCCAAUGUGGAGAAGCGGCAGGAGAACGUAUCCAGUAAUGUAAACAGUACAUCAAUAGAGGAAGUCAGCGAGCUAAAAGAGUCAUUUAAGGAUCUGAAGAAAAAAUUUAACAACUUGAAAUUCAACUACACAAAGAAGGCUGACAAAGGGCGGAAUCUGAAAGUAAUUAAGAACCAGAUACAGCAAGUUGAAAUGUAUUUAGAAAAGAUUCAGGCUUUGAAGAAGAAAAUUGAUAAUUUAGAAAAAAAAUCAUUAGGACGCGCUCUUUCUCAGCACAUGCACAAAGCAGAUAUUAUUCAGGAGGCGCUCGGCGAGCUGCAGAAAUCUGUUAAUGAGUUUAAUGGUGUUGUGAACGAUUAUAAAGUGUACCUUGAAAUGGCUGAAGACCUACAUCAUAUAAUGGAGGAGAGCCAGUUUUGGUGUGAAGAAGCCUGUGCGACGGUCGUCAGAGUGGGGCGUUAUUCUGCAGACUGUAAAACUAGGGAGGCCGUAGAGGUUCUUGUGAAGCAAUUCAACAAGUUUGUUCAACCAGCUCUUCCGCAACAGGAAGAAAGAAUCCAGCAGAUGAUCAAUAUUGCAAAACAUAUAUAUGGAACAGAGGAUGGCAUAAAGUAUGUUGAGAAAACAUUAAUAAAACACAAGGAGGCUCUCAACUCUGUGAAUGAAUUAUGUAUCUACCUGAAGGAGCUAGAAGAGAAAUUGGAGGAGCCACAGAAAGCACCAGAAAUCUCACUCAGUGACGAGAGAGAGCUCCCAUUGUCUGCUAAAGACGGUAAUAUACUGGCAGAUGCGGACUUGCAGCCUGAAUUGCUAGCAGAAGAAGCUGCAUCUGGUGAUGAAUAUGAGUGCAUAUCACCGGAUGACAUCUCCUUGCCUCCGCUUGCUGAGACUCCCGAAUCCAAUCACCCUCAAUCUGAAACAGAGCAGGAUGAGCCGAACUGUUACAGCUCCCAUAGUAUGCAUGUCAGCUCCUACAGCUUGCAAAUGCACAUAAAUGCCAGCGGCAAGAGGGUGAUGGAUGGUUCUGAUUUCCUAACACCUGUUUCUGCUUACACUGACACAUCAAGUCACAAAAGGGAAAAUACUUCUAGUUAUAUUGACAGAUUCUGUUCUCCCCCUGUUGGAUACAAAACAGAAUCUCCCUUUUCACACCAGUCGACAGUAGUCAAUGAAACCCGCUAUGCCUUGAGUACUUCUCCUGCCAAAGCAAAACCCAACUACCGUAUGGUGAACGAGGUGCAUGAGUCUCGUUUGCAGAGCAGUUCUGUUUAUGAGAGCACGGAAAAAACAGAACAAUUGCAUGCCUCUGAUAACACCGCUAGAACUAAAGAUAGGCUGCAUGCUGUCUCAGAUGAAUUCUCUGGUCUCGUGUUUCAAUCAGACCCUGCCAAAAGCUGCCAGAGGCAUAUGGUUACCCAAGAAGCAAUUAGAAGUGUUUCAGAAAAACACAACAGUGUUAGCCUGGCAGGACAGAGUCCUGCCUUCUCCAAGCUCCCACCUAACGUCACUGUUAAGGAAGGUUCUCCAGUGACUCUGGAAGUAGAAGUAACCGGAUACCCAGAGCCAACUCUAACAUGGUACAGGAAGGACACGAAACACUCUACGGAUGAUCACCUACUGAGCCGCGAGAGAGACACCAGUCAUACCCUGAUUAUACGAGAAGUCUGUAAGAAAGAUCUUGGUCAAUACAUAGGCCACACCUCAAUCUAUAAAGCCACCAUCACCAAGGAUGGGGAUGGCAAGUUGGCAAGAAGCAGGCCACCCAUUUCAGAAGUCGACUGGAUAACGUUGCUUGCCAUCUAUGUCUGUGUGUCAGUAAUAUAUUGGCUACUUUCAUAGAAAUGA